UGUUUGUUUGUUUUUAUUUUUUUAGACAUCGACGAAUGUUCGUCAGGUCAUCAGUGUGACAGCAGUGCGACUUGUUAUAAUACAGCUGGAUCUUACACUUGCAUCUGUAUUAGCGGUUAUACAGGGGAUGGACAAACCUGUAGAGGUAAAUUAAAUACCUUUUUUUCCGACCCACUACACAGUCGUGAUGAACUGUUAAUGGGUGAUUUCUUAAGCCGUUGCUAAACUUGAUUCCACAGGAAAAAAUCUUUUGAUCAGUGUUUAAACUUCGCAGAGUAAUUCAUUGCAUGAAACGGUAGACUGUUCUAGGGCGCUGUUAGUUUUUAUUAGUAUACAGCUGUUUCGAGAAAGGUUGUCGGAAAAAAUGUGCACGCGACAAUCCCGAAAGGUAACAUGGGAUAUGAUCAAUACACUGUUCCUGACGAUUGUAGCUGUCGAAUUUAUUUGUGGUGCUUUCCUUUAGCAGUCGCAAACAUAUGUCCAUGGCCUCAAGUGCCAUUCUUUCAAAUUUCUUUGAAGAAAAGUGAACUCAAAACCACCCACAAUACCUUUUGGGAUUGUCGCGUGCACUUUUUCAGACAACCUUUCUCGAAAUAGCUGUAUACUAAAACAGUGGAUAGUGUUUUUCGCUCGCUGUGAUUGGCUACUCAAUCAGUGAAUAUCCUGCACUAUUCAUUGAUUCACCUCCAGCUUCUCCGGGUGAGCGACGCCAAACUCGCGUAAGUUUCGAACAAAAUACCUUGCCCGGUUUGCUGCUGUAACGAACAAAGAAAUUUCACAACUAAUCAGGCAAGCUGUUCCCGAAAUACACGAAGAAGGUGACGAAGUUCGGGGUUGAAGUUUUAACAGGUAAAGCUUUGUCAUUUUGACUUGAGUUUAUCGAUAAAACCGGCGAAAAAGUUUUUUGUUUACAAAUGCAAAUUAAGCUUAAGUCUUGCGUUACUUUAUUUAGUUGACUUGUUCAUAAAUAAGCUUAAAGCUAAAUUUAAUAAUCUUUUUACAGAUUGAUUUUAAAUACAAAAAGAAUUCACAACUCCUUUUGAGGAAAUUCCUAGGGUCUGCCGGAUUAUGCUCGAAAAAUAGAGUAUUAUGCUUUCAGGCGUCACCCGUGAAACUAGGGUAUUAUGCUCAAAAUUAUGCUCGACUGGAGGUAUUAUGCUCAAAUUAUGCCGGAUUAAAAUGACACUUCCACCCCGGCCUGUAUCUAUUAAUAAGCAUUCCUAGUCUUUCAUUUUGAAAGAAUUGUUAGACAACAAUUAUUCAGUUAAACAUUCGAUGAGCAAGCGCAAGGUCGGAAAUUGUGAGGCAUUGAAAGGCUUACUAUGGGCGCUUUCCAUUUAGUUAAAAUUUCCGGAAUUUCCGGUUCGGCGGUAAAUGGAACACGUUUCGUCGGUUCGUCCCACUGGAAAAUUCCCAGAAAAAGUGGAAAAUCUAAAAACGUGGUCCCGUUUUCCCGGUUGGAAUUUCCGAACGGAAUGUCGCGUUCCAUUUACGUUUCUCGUAGUUUGUACCAGUUCCAGGUCCACGGUCGGGCACCGCCACGUACCGGUGUUUACGACCAAAUGGAACAACUUUUACCGAUCGGAAAUUCCACUUUGCUACCACCGAAAUUUCCGGGUUUUUUCCUAAAUGGAAAGCGCCCUUUAUGUGUUUCUCCAAUGAACUUGGAUUAUAGCAAAAUGCACUGGGUACGAGUCUAACGUAUCAAGUUAAAAUAUUCCCACUUUGAUCAACUUUGUACAUUCUAGAGCGUCGCUGAGAGCGAGUUGCUGGCAAAAUUUGCAUACACCUCUCACAGUUUUCAGAAACAGAGGCAUUAUGCUCCAAAAAUGUUAGUAUUAUGCCAGCAUUAUGCCUGAUGCUCCAGAUAUAGUAUUAUGCUCAAAAUUAUGCCGGCAUAAUCCGGCAGACCCUAGAAAUUUCCCCGCAAGAGCUCAACAAUUGCCUUCAAAAGUUUUAUUUGUCGGCAAGAAAAAGCGACGACCGCGGCCGUUCGGUCAUUGCGCGCCAAAAUUGUAAUCGCUGCAGGCAACAGUAAAUGAGUUAAAAAUCAUCAUUUUUGUGCUCAAUUAUCUCACUAUUUUAGUAUAUACUAAAACAAUUAUUCACCUCAGUGUCGGUGACUAGUGGUGGAAAUUUACCUCGCCGCUAACGCGGCCUCGGUAAAUGACCACCACUAGCCACCUCCACUUCGGUGAAUAAUUGUUAUUUAUCCCAUUACGGUACCAUUUUGUCACAGCUUUAGAAGACGAGGCCCCAUUUAGAACUAGACAUUAUUUCUAGCUACCAAAAAAAUGGCACCACUGGCUAAAAACGGAUUGUCAAAUUGACUCAAAGCAGGAGUAUGCAUCGAAUUGGCAAUAUCCUGUUUUAGUAUAUUUUUAUACUAAAACAGUGGAUGGUGUUUUUCGCGCGCUCUGAUUGGCCACUGAGCAAAACGGUUUCCCGGUUUGCUACCGUAACAAACAAAGAAAUUUCGCAAAUAAUUUAACAAGCUGUUCCCGAAAUGCACGAAAAAGGUUAAGAAAUUCGGUUUUGAAGCUUUAACAGGUAAUAUUUUGUCUGUUUGACUUGAAUUUAUCGAUGAAACCGGUGUAAAAGAGUAUUUUCUUUACAAAUGCAAAUUACGUCUUGCGUUUAAUACUUUAAUUAGCUGACAUGUUCAUAAAUAAGCUUUUAAUAGUUUGUAUAAACAAAAGGGUUUCAAAUACAAAAUAGCCUGCGUAGCAGGCGCUUGGAAGUAGUUGGCGAAAGAGAGAACGGGAACGCGGGAGGGAGACACGCGAGGGGCGAGGGAGCGCCUGCACGGAAGGCCCCCGAAAAUCGUUUCAACUUGCAUUCUGUGAGUGCGGAUAUUUCCAAUUGGUCGAGAGGCUUCCAAGGGAAAAAAAUACCGCGCGGGGCGAGAAAACUGUCAAUCAAUAGUACAUGGACAACGCAGUGAAGAUCUUAUAUUACACCACUAGCUCCUGAAACCACUGAAACCAGUAAAUAUACAAUAUACUACUUAUACUAAGUAAACAAUCGAAGGUCAUGUCUCGGAGGUCACUUCAGUCUGGUUUAAUGGGACUAUGUGGCUGUAAUCUCAAAGAAAAGUUAGAAUGUUCAAACGGUAUUCACGAUGGAAAGAAUUGACACCAGAUACGCAUUAGCAGAAGUGGCGAGAGACAAAAUAGCGUUGCAAUGAAGAUCAGAGGAAGUAUUCUUUACUAAGGAGAACUUGGCGGCUUGUGUUGUCAAUGGAACGCAUACAAUCAAAACUUGGACGUGAUUGAUGAAAUGAAACACUUACCAGGGACAUUAAUUUGAAAAAACGUUUCACUAUAGUAUUAUUCGCUGUUCAGAGGCGACCUCUGAGGUCUGUUGUUUAUGUCUCGUUACUGUAGUAGAAAACUUGUCGGUACAGUUUGUGUUCUAAAGUUUAGGUUCGCUUAGUAAGACGUGUCUCCUCCAAAAACGGCUGCCACUUACCGCAGAAAAAGCAAUGGUCAUUUUCCACGUACGCUGGGAUCAUUGGUGUCUGAGUAAGCUCAGAGAACAAUAUUUUUAGUUUUUUUUUAAUACACAGCAUGCAUUCUUUAAAAGAUACCCAGUUUUGACUUUGUUAUUUCCUAUUUAUUGUGCCUGUGGUUAAAAACGAUUUAAAGCUGUGUGUUAACCAUCAGUUUAUUGCUCCAUCGCUCUAUAAUCAGAUAACCCAGCUGAUCUUUAUAACAGAUAUAUUUAGACCAAGGAUAAAAUGUACAACGCUUUUUUGCGGUACGCUUUGUUUGUGCGGGGUCAGUCGUUUUCUGUCAAAACUUUUGACAGAUCACGCAACGGCUGCCAGGUAAUUAGGUUGGGAGCGGGAAACGAUUUUCGAUGCCUUCCGGGCAGGCGCUCCCUCUCCCCUCGCAUGUCUCCUUCUCUCGCGCAGGUUUUUUUCUUGUACCCACUAAUUACAAGCGCCUGCUACGCAGGCUAGAUACAAAAAGAUCGAAAAAGACCUUACAACUCCUUUGAAGAAAUUUCCCCAAAAUAGCCAAACAAAUGCCUUCAAUAGUGUUAUUUGUCGGUAAGAAAACGCGACGGCCGUUCGGUCAUUUGACGCCAAAAUCGUAGUCGUCUGCAGCAGUAUAAAAUGAGUUAAAAACAAUCAUUUUUGUGCUCAAUUAUCUCACUGUUUUAGUACAUACUAAAACAGUUAUUCACCUCUGUGUCGGUGGCUAGUGGUGAAUAAUUUUCAUCUAUCUAAUUUCGACCUGUCACAGGGAGUAGGACUUCCUUAUAGUUCUUGCACUUACAAUCAGCCGGUUCGACUCUUCGUAUUACGAACGUUUGUGUAUUACGUGGUCUGUGGAAUUUCAUCUGUAAAAAUGGUUCAUACGGAACAUGGUUAUAUUUCCUUGCAGAUGUGGAUGAGUGUUCGCUUAAAACUCACGACUGUGAUUCAAAUGCAAUCUGCAACAAUACAGGAGGGUCAUUUACUUGCAAGUGCGACGGAAAUGCGUUAUACUAUGGCGACGGGAAGACGUGCUCUCAUCACCGUAAGCGGACAGUCACUUAUUUUAUUUUGAAAUUGAUAAACGCAUUAAUGUUAAUUUUGUGGAUUAUUUGCAACGCUCUUCCGCUUCAUUUUGUGACCUUAACAACGUUACUCUCAAUGCUGACCAACGAAGUUGUUAGCAUUCAACGGCGCUAACAAAAAUCUACAGUAGUGAUUGAGAGUGCUUACCCUGGGUGCCAGAGACUUUUCUAGUGCGGUUUCCGGUUUCUGUCAAGUCUUUAUAGUGAAUGUGUCGGCCCUCUGCCAACACAGAAAAUUCCCACCGCACGCGAGAAAAACCUCUGGUACCCAGGGUAGAGAGUGCUUGAAGCUAACAAAACUCAAGUCGCACAAACUCCUGGGAACGAGGUUGCACGUCACACUGUCCGAAACGAAGAUUCAGGGAAAGUGUAUUGUUGGGAGAUCCCCAUGGUGGGGUGGGUUUUACGAAGAGUGUAUAUAAAAACACCUCUGAAGAAAACUUUUCUCAAAGCCAUGUUGGAUGCUGAACAGCUAGCUACUAUCUUAGCUGAAAUUGAGGCACAGCUGAACAGUCGUCCUCUACAGCGUAAUUACUCCCGCAAAGAUACUAAUGGUUUUGGGAGCGUUGGUAUGCCGAGUAUCUGCAGUCUCUGACACCCCUCAAGAAAUGGUGUACAGACACGCGGGCAGUAAGCCCUAAGUUUAAAGAAAUCGUUCGAAACACCUAUAAUACACGAGCUCAUUCACUCAGAGUGAUAUUUUACUUUUUGUUGUUUUGUAUAUUGAUUUUUUCUUUCUUUUUUUUCUCUUUUCUUUGCUUGGGGGAGGGGAGCUGGUGUUGUCUAGCUGAGCAGUUAUUGUGUACUUUCCCACUGUUUUAUUACACUAAAGAAUAAUCUUUGGGUCUGUCUCUUUCUAGGCCUUGAUGACUCUAUCGUUUUAGCCAAUGACGCUAGCAUGAUAUCGCAGCUAAAUUCCUGGCUUAGUCCCAAGUUACGCAGUUCAUACAGUUACUGGAAACUGUGUUACAGAGCUUCCGUUGACGGUUGGAGAUCACGGACCUUUCACAAUCGUUGCGAUAACAAAGGACCCACUGUUACCAUUGUAAGGGUUGGGAGCUAUAUUUUCGGAGGUUACAACGACAAAUCAUGGCAA
Molecule: messenger RNA, 5662 nt
Organism: Porites lobata
Lineage: Eukaryota; Metazoa; Cnidaria; Anthozoa; Scleractinia; Poritidae
Source: the annotation of a GenBank genome assembly